CGAGCGCGGAGCCGGGCGCGCUGUGGCGGAGCCGGGGCCGGGCCGGGACCAUGGGCGGCCUUUGCCCCGCAGCCUCCGGUGGGUGCCUCCCUUCACCCGCGCUGCGUCCUGCUUCUCCACCUCCAGCCCCGCACCUCGCCUGCCUCCAUCCGCGGUCCCGCCCCUCCAGCCCGCUCCUGCCCGGCCCCCGCACUCCUGCCGCCUGAUUCCUGCCGGAACUGGAGCUCGCAGGAUCCCCCUUCCCCGGCCGUGGCGAGCCAGCUGGUCUCCAGAAGUCCCGCGGGUGAACCCGAGUGUGGAGCAGGCAGUGCCCAGCCAGCCUCACAGACGUGACGUGACUGCGGACGGAGCUUGGCAACAACUCCUCCUCGGAGGUGUUGGUGCCCCGUCAGGACAUCUGUGCGAAGAGGAUCUAAAGCAGGUGGUUUGAAAAGCCUCGUGUUCCCUGGAGAGAGGUGGAGAUGCAGGGUGACAGCCAGAAAGCCAGUGCAUGAACCUGCCCCAUCCCUUCUCCUGGCUUUCAGAGGAGGGAGGAAGCAGCAGAGUGAACUGACAGAAGAUGAGUAGGAUGUGUUCCUGAUUCGAGGUGAAACCAUGAAGAGAAGAUAAAACAAAUAAUAAUGCUUUUCCGCAAUCGCUUCGUGCUGCUGCUGGCCCUGGCUGCGCUGCUGGCCUUCGUGAGCCUCAGCCUUCAGUUCUUCCACCUGAUCCCAGUGUCGGCAGCUAAGAAUGGAGUCACUGGCAAGAAUCGAAAGAGGAUCAUGCCUGACCCGGUGACGGAGCCCCCCGUGACGGACCCCGUUUACGAAGCCCUUUUGUACUGCAACAUUCCACGUGUGGCCGAGCGCAGCAUGGAAGGUCACGCUCCGCAUCAUUUUAAGCUGGUCUCAGUGCAUGUGUUCAUUCGACACGGGGACAGGUACCCACUGUAUGUCAUUCCCAAAACGAAGCGCCCAGAAAUUGACUGCACUCUGGUGGCUAACAGGAAACCGUAUCACCCUAAACUGGAGGCUUUCGUGAGUCACAUGUCCAAAGGAUCUGGAGCCUCUUUCGAAAGCCCCCUGCACUCCCUGCCUCUUUUUCCCAGCCACCAGCUGUGUGAGAUGGGAGAGCUCACACAGACAGGGGUUGUGCAGCAUCUGCAGAAUGGCCAGCUGCUGAGGGACGUCUACCUGAAGAAACACAGACUCCUGCCCAGUGACUGGUCCACAGAGCAGCUUCGCUUAGAGACCACUGGCAAAAGCCGGACGCUGCAGAGUGGGCUGGCUCUGCUUUAUGGCUUUCUCCCAGAUUUUGACUGGAAGAAGAUUUAUUUCCGGCACCAGCCCAGCGCUCUGUUCUGCUCCGGGAACUGCUACUGCCCGCUGAGGAACCAGUACCUAGAAAAGGAGCAGCGUCGGCAGUACCUGUUGCGUUUGAAAAACAGGCAGCUGGAGAGGACCUACGAGGAGAUGGCCAGGAUCGUGGACACCUCCACCAAGCAGCUCCGGGCCGCCAACCCCAUAGACGCCAUGCUCUGCCUCUUCUGCCACAACGUCAGCUUCCCCUGCACCAGGAAUGGCUGUGUUAACAUGGAGCACUUCAAGGUGAUCAAGAGGCAUCAGAUAGAGGACGAGAGCGAGAGGCGGGAGAAGAAACUGUAUCUGGGGUACGCGCUCCUGGGCGCCCACCCCAUCCUGAACCAGACCGUGGGCCGCAUGCGGCGCGCGGCAGAGGGCCGGAAGGAAGAGCUCUUUGCUCUCUCCUCUGCUCACGACGUCACUCUGGCCCCGAUUCUCAGUGCCUUGGGCCUUACAGAAGCCAGGUUCCCGAGGUUCGCGGCCAGGUUGAUCUUUGAGCUCUGGCAAGACAGAGAGAAGCCCGGCGAGCACUCCGUCCGGAUUCUCUACGACGGUGUCGAUGUCACGUUCCACACCUCGUUCUGCCAGGAUCACCACAAGCGGUCUCCCAAGCCCAUGUGCCCCCUCGAAAACUUCGUCCGCUUUGUCAAAAGGGACAUGUUCGUGGCCCUGGGUAGUGGUAGCACUAAUUAUUUUGACGCGUGUCACAGGGAAGGAUCCUAAAAGGUACGUGGUGCGGCGCUAACAGAAUCUAUGCCAAUACAGAGGGAUGGGAAAGGUCCACUUCUAGUUCUUUUGGUUGCUAAGGGUACAAGGUGAUUUUUAAAGGCCGGAAAUCAUGCUUGGGGGCCACAUAGAUUUAGGGUUGAACAGUGAAUAUGUUGCUGUAAUUGGGUACUUGAGUUACUUGGUACACAAUGGCCAGUUCACAGAGAAAGGAAGGUACUUUAUCAUAGCCAGACUUUGCUUAGGAUGCCAGAACAAUGCGGCAGUACCCAAAGCUGCUAGUCCACAUACGUGUUCUUCUGAUCUGCCUUGGUACUGUAUGAUGGAACCAGCAAACCUCAGCCAGAAGCUUCUUCAUCUGGGACAGUCUUACCUUGUCCUUGUUCAGUGAACAAUUUCCUGAAGUGAUUUAUCUAAAAUAGGAGUAGGCAAACUUUUUCUGUAAAGGGCCAAAUAGUAAAUAUUGUAGACCUUGUGGACCCAAAGGCCACAUAUAGCAUCUGUCACAGCUACUCGGUUCUGCUCUUGUAACUUGAAAGCAGCGACAGACAGCAUGUGAAUGAAUAAGCAUGGCUGUGUUCCUAGGCCGCACAGAACAGGCACUGGGCCAGGUGUGGCCCGAGGGCUGUAGUUUGCUGAUCCCUGUUCUAAAAGCUAGGCUCUACUACAAUUGCACUUUCAGCACUUUGCGAGAGAACCAGUUGAAUACCCAGAAUUAUUCAGUGGUGCCUCCAGUAACUUCUGCUAGAAACACAGAAUCUGGUCUGUAUCCGACAUUAUAACACAACUUGAGGGGAAAUAAACAUUGAGUCAAAAUGAAUCAUAGAAAAAUUAUUAGAAUAUUCCUUGAUGUUCAUGAUGAUGAUGGUAUAAGAUAGUUCUGAGUAUGUCUUAAAUAUUUGUCUGCUGUAGUCUAUUUGCUGUACAUGCUGAAAUUUUUGUAUUCCAUUUAGUAUUUUUAUAGUCUAGGGAAAUAUUUUCUAAGACGAGUUUUAGAUGUGCUCUGAUUCCUCUGAAAUAUUCAGUUUACUGUAUCUGCCUGGGGCUUAGAAGGGAGCCAGAAGCUGAAUUCAGGCACUUUCUUCCAGUAAAACUAAUUAUGGCUCAUUGCCUUCGACGAGCAGUAGAAUUGGAUCGAUUUUUAAACCAUUUUCGUGUUUCAAAUGGUACAUUGAAUUGAGUUUUAAAUAAGUUUUUGGAAGAAGUUUGUUACUAGAUAAAUAAUCUUUAUAAGGUAUUUUAUAUAUUAGAAGCAAUUAUAAUUAAGUCUGUGAUUUCUGACUAAAAUGGUGCUAGUUCUGUGCAAAGAAAUAUAAAGUGAGAUUCCCCGAUGUCGCUGGUAUUCCAGCCUUUUCUGUUUGGUUUUUGUCCAGUGUUGCAUUUGACUACAUCCGUUUCUAUUAAUAAAUUUUUGAAGAUUACUCGUA
Lagenorhynchus albirostris (white-beaked dolphin) is the source of this 3493-nucleotide messenger RNA. RefSeq names its product 2-phosphoxylose phosphatase 1 (gene PXYLP1). Gene Ontology annotation, molecular function: phosphatase activity. The coding region runs from base 621 to 2063 and encodes 480 amino acids. Gene Ontology annotation, biological process: glycosaminoglycan biosynthetic process; dephosphorylation; chondroitin sulfate proteoglycan biosynthetic process. Gene Ontology annotation, cellular component: Golgi apparatus. The transcript has 9 exons. Lineage: Eukaryota; Metazoa; Chordata; Mammalia; Artiodactyla; Delphinidae. The record is from RefSeq and is a predicted model, not a curated record.